AUGCACGUCAACAUCAUUUUGGGAAUAGGUCGUGGGCUUCUUUAUCUUCACCAUGACUGUGGAUUGAAGAUCAUCCAUAGAGACUUGAAACCCAGCAGCAUUCUUUUAGACAAGGAGAUGAACCCCAAAAUAUCUGACUUUGGCUUGGCAAGGAUUAUUGGAGACAAAGAAACAAGGGCAAACACCGCCAGAGUAGUUGGAACUUUUCUACUUGAGAUUAUUAGUGGAAAGAAGAAUACAAGAUUUUAUCGAUCAGAACUAGCCAUGAGCCUAAGCCUUAUAGGCUAUGCAUGGAGAUUGUGGGGUGAAAUGAAGGUGUUGGAUUUAAUGGACCGGAAUCUACAUGAAGUUCGCAAUGCAGAUCAGUUUGUGAAGUUCGUGAAUGUUGGACUCUUACGCGUACAAGAAGACCCAAAUGACCGACCUAACAUGUCAAAUGUUAUUACCAUGCUUGACAGUGAAGUUGCAACAAUUCCAACUCCAAAACAACAUUUGUUUCAUGGAGAGGCCUUUCUAGCAAAGCUACUUCUUCUAUUGGAUUUUGGCCACCGUCAACGAAAUCUGGCAACCAUGCACAGCCGGACUGCGAUGAAACUGGCCGGUGCUGGAAUUUGGCCAUUUGCGUCAGAUUGUAGCCAUCGUCCCUGGAAUCCAGCAACUGUGCCAGACUUCAGGAAAAUUGGCUGGAAAUCUAGACAGUACUGUCGGAUUCUAGCCACCAUUACCGGAAUCUCAUCAUCAGUGGUUUUUCGUCGUUGGAAUCGAAUCCCAAUGGUGGAGAAGGUAAAACGGGACAAAAGGGGUUUGAUGGCAGUUAUUGACAUGGAAAAGGCCUAA
Molecule: messenger RNA, 837 nt
Organism: Alnus glutinosa
Lineage: Eukaryota; Viridiplantae; Streptophyta; Magnoliopsida; Fagales; Betulaceae
Product: G-type lectin S-receptor-like serine/threonine-protein kinase At4g03230
Exons: 5
Coding region: 1-837 (278 amino acids)
Biological process (GO): protein phosphorylation
Molecular function (GO): protein kinase activity; ATP binding
Source: RefSeq, a predicted model, not a curated record